AUGCUGGGCGUCGAGCCCGAGGGCAGAGGCGGCGCGUCCUCCUCCGCCGCCGCAGAGAAUUUUGACGCUGAGCAGUACGCCUUCUUCGGGAAGGAGCCACUGGACGGGUUCGAGCUCGGGGGCUUGGAGGAAGCCGGCAGUGAUGGCAAUGGCGGUGGAUUCGGUGGGCCAGAUGAGGGGCUGUACCGGCUGAACUCUGUUGGAGAUGAGACUGACGAUCUGAGUAACUUGUCUGACAUUGAUGAUCUUGCAAGCACCUUUGCUAAGUUGAACCGAAGCAUUAGUGGAAUCCGGAAUCCUGGUGUUAUUGGGGACAGGAGAUCCAUUUCAAGAGGAAGUUCUUUAACUGUUGACUGGGCUGAGGAUGUGGAGUUUUCAAACUGGGGAGAUCAAGACAUAUUUGAAAAUGGGGAAUUCCACGAAAGUAAAAGAUGGUGGUCAUCCAAUUCUUCAGUUCAGCAAGGGGAUUCCAACUCCAGACCACUAAGUCGAACAUCUUCCUACCCUCAGCAGCCACUGCAGCACCGGUCAAGUGAGCCUAUCGUUUUACCAAAGACAUCUUCAUUUACCUCAUUCCCACCACCUGUUGCUAUUGGUGGUAGAUCCCCUUACCCUGCUCAAGGCCUUACACGUCAUGGGAGCAUUCCAUCAAUUGGUGCUGGGCUCCAAAUGGGUUCUCCGAGCAUGUCACUUUCUGCUUCUCCAUACCAUAUGGUCGGACCAUCUCAUGGUCUGCCAUACACGGGAGGAAUGCCUUACGGUGCUCUUAACCUGCCUGUAAACAAUCCAGUGCAAAAUGACUGGUCGAACCAUGGUAACCCUUUCACUGGGGAACAUCUUAAUCUACUGCCCAACCUAUUGCACAAACAAUUAUCACUUCCUAAUAGCCCAAUGCCGUCACUCCUAUUUUCUCAGCAUCAGCAGAGAUUGGCACAGGUCCAAUCACCCCAUCAGAAUUACCUCAAUAUAACUCCACACCUGCUAUAUCCCCAUCACUCUGCAGAGGUUACAGGUAGGUUUGAUUCUGUUGGCAGUUCUCAUUCAUCAAGAGACAAGAGAUCAAGGUCGGGGAGGGGAAAGCAUAGCAGUCGCUUCUCUCAACCACCAUCUGAUACUGGUAGCCAGAAUGGUGACAGCGGAGGUAUAAAGUUUAGAUCCAAGUACAUGUCAUCUGAAGAGAUUGAAUCAAUCUUAAGGAUGCAGCAUUCCGCAAGUCACAACAGUGAUCCUUAUGUUGUUGAUUACUACCAUCAAGCUUGUAUGGCAAAAAGGGGCGCCACAUCUAAGCAAAAGGCCAAUUUCUCCCCAACAUCAAUGAAAGAUAUACCAUCCAAAUCUCGAUCCAGCAGUGAUCAGCACACAUAUCUUCAGGUUGAUGCUCUUGGAAGAGUAUCUUUCUCUUCCAUACGUAGGCCUCGGUCUCUUCUUGAAGUUGACCAUCCUUCAUCUGCUGAUGGCUCUCAUGAUCAGAAGUCUACUGUGAGGCCCCUGGAGAAAGAACCAAUGCUUGCAGCAAGAGUCACUGUUGAAGACGCCCUUUGCCUUCUUCUUGAGGUUGAUGACACUGACCGUCUGUUGCAGUCUAGCCAGUCACAGGACAACAUUUUCCAACUGAAGCGAAGACGGCAAGUCCUCCUGGAAGGUCUAGCAGCAUCACUGCAGUUUGUUGAUCCUCUCGGACCCAGCAAAUCUGGUCAUUCAUCUGGGUUAGCCCUGAAGGACGAUGUUGUUUUUCUUCGCAUUGUUUCUCUGCCCAAAGGACGUAAGUUUUUAGCACGUUACCUUCGGCUUCUUGUCCCUGGCAGCGAGUUGACCCGGAUAGUAUGCAUGGCUAUUUUUCGCCAUUUGAGGUUCUUGUUUGGGGGUUUGCCAUCAGACUCGAGUGCAGCAGAAACUACAGUUGCUCUUGCGAAGGCUGUUUCGUCUUGUGUGCAUCACAUGGAACUUGGUCCUCUUAGUGCCUGUCUUGCUGCUGUUGUCUGUUCAUCUGAACAGCCACCCCUGCGCCCUCUUGGUAGCUCUGCUGGUGAUGGGGCUUCUCUAGUUAUUAAAUCAGUACUGGAUCGAGCAACUGAGUUACUGACUGAUCGCCAUGCUGCAGCCAGCUACACUGUGCCAAACCGUGCUCUCUGGCAGGCAUCGUUUGAUGCUUUCUUUGGGCUUCUAACAAAAUACUGUGUCAGUAAGUUUGAAAGCAUUCAGCAGAUGUUUGUCAUGCAGGCACCAAGCUCGGGAAUUGGACCUGAGGCUUCCAAAGCUACUAGUAAGGAGAUGCCUGUUGAGCUACUUCGUGCAAGCCUUCCUCAUACAAAUGAGCAGCAACGCCAGCGGCUUCUUGAUUUUGCUCAGAGAUCCAUGCCAGUAACAGGUUUCAAUCCCUCGGGUGCUAGAGGUGGGCACAUCACUUCAGAAUCUGUUCCUGGUUGA
Miscanthus lutarioriparius is the source of this 2427-nucleotide messenger RNA. NCBI's taxonomy places the organism in Eukaryota, Viridiplantae, Streptophyta, Magnoliopsida, Poales, Poaceae. The record is from the annotation of a GenBank genome assembly.